AUGGAGGCCAAGCAGGACGCGCUGGUGGACGCGAUCCGCGCUAUCAUUGGGCCGAGUGACGUCUCGCGCUCGCGUAUCCUGGAGCUAUUGAAACAGGCGGGCAAUGACCCGAACAAGGCCGUCGACCUCUUUUUCCAGUCAGAGGCGAGUGACAGCGCGACGUUUCGGGUCAAUGACGUGGAAGGGUCUGACGAAGAAGAGAACGGCGGGACCACGUUGAAGACCGAGACGAAGGGUCGAGAAGCUGUGGCAAGUGUCGCUGCUGGUGCUGGUGAAAGUGACGCACGUGCGUUCGGUACAAAGUGGUCGUCGAAAGCCGAGGAGCUCAGUGGCCUUUUGGGUGGAGAAGUGAAGCGAGACGUGAUUCUGUCGCUGCUUCGACGCACAAAGAAUAAUCUACAGCAGGCUGUGGAGAUUUAUUUCACUGAGAACGAAGCUGAGACGGAGUUUGACGAAGGAAGCGACGAUGAAGUCGACGUUAACGGAGGUGGUAGCAAUGCUGCUGUUACUACUUCUACUGUUGAUACAGAAGGUGCUACCGCCAAGACGACGUUGCUGUCGACAAGUCGUGCGGCAGAGACCCCACUGCUGGCACCUUCAGCUGCUUUAAGAAUUGUCAUGCCGACGACAGGUGUGCCGAAGCCUUGUCAGAUGCCGUGUCAGUCGUCAGCAGUACUGCCGCAGACGCCGUCAGUGUUGACAUCGAUCGAGUCGCGACAGUUGACGCCGUUGUCUCCACCAGCUUCGAAGGAUCGACCGGCCAUGGAAGAUGCAAAACCAUCUGUCGCAGUUCCAGAAGAAGAGUCGAUUUAUGGACCUGGGACAUACGAAGUGGUCACGUCUAGUAGCAACUUGUGCUGGCAGAUCGGCAGCGUGUUUGGUCGCGCAGUGGUGCAGCACGUGCAACCUGGCGGACCCGCUGCAGUUGCUGGUAUUCAGAAAUCUGACGUGCUACUGGCAUUCCGCGACACAGUGCUGAAUGAAGAGAAUUGCGCAGCUGUUGUCCAGCACUUGUCCAACGAGCGCGUGCUUGCUCCUUCUACGCUUCGUUUCCGCCGUGCUUCAGAUUCUCAUUUAUCGCAGCAGGCUGUUCCAAAAGACAAUGGUAUAGCAUAUUCUGAGCCGGUAUCCACUAGUGCUGAAUCACCUCUGCGAGACAGUGAUGGGGAUGUAGUGAUGACACAGGCGAGUAACGACGUGGCCGUAAAUGGCGUUGUGGAACCCAAAUAUGGCCUGCAGUUGCUAUGCCGGGCCGUGGAGACUAUACAAGACGCCAUUGCAGGCCCUUCAGCGGUGGAAUAUAAGGCUUUGGUAGACCUGCUGUUGAACUCUGAAUUCAGCUUGGACCGUGCAGUGAACACUUAUUUGACCGAAGACCGCGUCGUCAGCGAUUUUCGUGGAAUCGUUGGCUGCGACUGGGACCCGGAAAAUCCGGCUGUGUCCGUCAUGGGGGCCGUCGAGUCUUAUACUGCGUCUAUUCCAGCUGGUUCACUUGGACUCACUGUCGAAAACAUCCUGGAGCGUACAAUUGUUGUGGAUAUAAGAUCUGGCGGUGCUGCGGAGCGCGCAAAUGUCAGACGUUCUAGCUGGCUUGUUGGUCUAAAUGGCCAACGAGUCACUCAUUUGACUCAUAAAGAGACACUUCGUUUGAUUGAGACCACUACGCGUCCACUGCAAUUGCAACUCGUUAUAGUUCCACCAGAUGACUACAAAGCUCUUCGAAGACAGUUGUCAAUGAACAUUCGUCAACAGAAGACGGAGCGUCCGAUUCCUGAGCAGGACCGAAUGUCGUUCCGGGUAUUUCAGAUGAAAAUCCAUCAGGGCGUAUUGACUUUUCCCAAGCUCGUAACCAAAGCUCUGUUUCAGUACCUCAGUACGGAGGCGUACCACCCUCCGACAAUGGAUCCACAUUACACGAAUCCUCUUGACCGAUCGAUACUACCAGCAGAUGAGGCGUGGGACAUUGCACUUGUGGACGAUAUUGAAACCAUGCCGGAGGAGCGUUCUGGUGAGAUGCGUGCCGAACGCCGGUUUUUGCUGAACCUAUUUGCAUCUAUCCAUGACUAUGAGGAUAAGGGAGAAAGCACCGUCAUCCGGACCAUCCAGUUUCUUGGCUGGCUUGCGGUACGCACAGCACGAAUGCAGCAACUGGUGGAUGCAGUGGAAGUGAAGUCGACUGAUGAUGGUGGAGUUUGCAAACGUCACCGCUACGAGUUAUUGCUUGCGGUGGUGUUGCAUGUACUCGAGAGCUUAUCAAUUAUUGAGAAUCACGCUACAUGGGACGUCAUGGUGAACGCAUUGAAGAUGCUGAUCGUGUCACUGACGGAUGCCGAUGUCGAUAAGGUGCUGGUACCGAUGUUUGCCCGACUCAGCAUUAGUUCAAGCCCAACAGCGCGCAUCGUGCCUGUGGCUCUUCUCUCUAUGGUCUAUCCACGUGUACGCGGAGACGUACGUGUUCAGCUUCGCGGAAUGCUUGAUCGGAUGUGCAAUGACGAUAACCCAUUGGUUCGUCGCGCUGUAACAUCUGUGAUUGGCGAUCUGGCAGCUGCGGGUGGUUCUUCCGUGGCUAGUUGGACGGUCCAACUGCUGGAAAAGUCGACGGCAGACAGUCACGACAUUGUUCGUAUUUUCGCCGUGAAAAGCUGCAUCACGCUAGCCGUCACCUUGCGCCGUUUGAUGCACGAGGAUAAGAGUAAGUCGCAGGAACAAGCUGAACAGACACUGCGUCUUCUGUAUUGUGUAAUGGUGCCGAUGGUGAACACAUACACGUCAGACUCGUCUUGGCAAGUGCGGCUGGAAACAGCGCGGACAUUGCCUGCUUUCUGCAGAGCAUUUGGCUUGGAGUAUUCUGACAUUUUUGUCGACCAUUUUGUGUCGAUUGUGAGUGAUCCCACGGUAGAAGUUCGCCGUGCGUGUGCUGAAGGUGUUUUCUCUCUUGGGGAGGCGCUGCGCGACACUGCGUUGCAGCAGGAGCGUAUAUCGCAGGCAAAAGACAUAAUAGCAGGGCAAGACAAAGCGAGCGAGUCGGACGGUGUGACUUCGGACGUGGAGUCAUCUGUGACUGCUGCUCAAGUCAAGUUUGUGCGCAGUGUUCUGCCUGCUACAUACACUCUUGCAACAGACGUAUCCGUGGCUGUAAGACUGGCACUGGCUCAGUCUAUAGGCCGUUCAUUGCAGUUCAUUGGCAGUAGCUACUACGAUGAGCUGUUCCCGUUUUUCACUCAGUUCUUGGAUGAAAGCCAAGAUGCCUCGGUGCGUGCGUCGCUGCUGGAGGAGAUGGCGCGGUACUGCGACUGCUCAUCAGAAAGUGUCAUGGCUAUGAUUCUUCCGGCUAUACAGGCCCUGCUUACCUCGGUACAGUGGCGAGUGCGUCUCAAGUUUGUUCAUUGUGUGGCCGCGUGGGCUGAGCGUGACGAUGGAGCAGCACUUCCUGGUGUCUUUGCUGAUGCAUGCUUGGAGUUACUGAGUGAUGCGGUUUACGAAGUGCGUGCAGUGGUGUGCGAAAAACUUCCUUCGUUAGGGAAGUCAUUAGGUAGUGAAUGGGUGGCAGAAAGGUGCGUACCUCGCGUGUCGGUGUGCCUGCGGUCCACGUUUCAUGGACGGCUGACCGGCUUGAUGGCGGUCGAGCUUCUUGCGAGAGAGCUACAGCAGAUGGAUAAAUUGAGUACCGUAGCUGAGACUGUGGUGGAGCAGUGCACGUCCAAGACCGCGAAUGUCCGUUUCCGCGCACUGCGCACUCUUGGACUUAUUGUUCCAAGACUGAACGAUCCAAGCACGACAGAGAGCGCUCUGGAGAUCGUUCGUCCUCUUGCUCUUGCCGAAACAGAGCCUGACCCGGACGUACGCGAAGCUGCUGAAGCAACACAGUCGCUCCUUGAGGCCGUGCUAAGCUAA
This is a messenger RNA of Peronospora matthiolae, 3894 nucleotides long. Lineage: Eukaryota; Oomycota; Peronosporomycetes; Peronosporales; Peronosporaceae. The record is from the annotation of a GenBank genome assembly.